AUGUCAAGAUGCCCUUUACUGUUCAGUUACGUUAACUAUCGUCUGUCUACUGUCUCAACUAGUGGUCCUGUGACUAGCACUACUACUGUCUCAACUAGUGGUCCUGUCACUAGCACUACUACAUCCUCUUCAUCUGGCCAGUGUUCGGGUGACUUCUGCGUUGCUGAUAGGACGACGUUCCCUAACCUCCUCCCGGCGGGCCAAAUAACUACCGAGUCCUUCAGUUUCACUGACUAUGGUGCAUGGUACCUAGCUGGUUACUCUAGUGAUGAUGGUAUCCGUAUGCUUUGGAGACUCCAAUGCAACCAAUGGCUACCUGUUGCCGAGAAGACUAUUUCUAAUAUCGAGGCUUCGGGCAACGAUAUGUUCGUGUUUGGCAUCAGCGAGAGUGACGUUGGUGUUUUUUACCCGAAGAAUAACAAUGCUUAUCGUAUAAUAGCUCAGGCGGAUCCUUCCAAGGAGUAUACUGGAGUCACCUUUUAUCAACACUCAAAUAUUCUAUAUGUUACCGAAAAGGCUACUGGGCACUACUACGGUUCCAACUAG
Molecule: messenger RNA, 546 nt
Organism: Perkinsus marinus ATCC 50983
Lineage: Eukaryota; Perkinsozoa; Perkinsida; Perkinsidae
Exons: 1
Coding region: 1-546 (181 amino acids)
Source: RefSeq, a predicted model, not a curated record